ACGGCAGCGCCCGCGGGGCGGUGCUGCGCGUGCGCCGCGGCGGCUGCGGGUUUCGGUUGCGACGUGUGCCGGCCGACGGAGCCGCGCUCGGGAUGGAGGACGAGGAUUUCUUGUUGGCCCUCAGGCUGCAGAGGGAAUGGGAAGAGCAGGACAAGGCAGCAGCGGCAGCAGCAAAGCGCCCUGAUGUCUCUCCGUGCCGCUCAUCCCACCGCCCGCUGUCGGUGGUGGACGAGGCGUGGGAGCUGCUGGACCCCAGCCCCGACGUGCACGGCCUGUUCGUGCACUUCAACCAGACUCUCUUCUGGGGCAAGCUGGAGGCUGUCACGGUGUCCUGGAGCCCCCGCAUGACCAGCUCUGCUGGUAUCUGUUCAUAUCAUGAACGUAGUGGGUUGUGUUCCAUUCGUCUCAGUGAGCCGCUUCUAAAGUUACGGCCAAGGAAGGAUCUUGUGGAGACGCUGUUGCACGAAAUGAUCCACGCCCUGCUCUUUGUUACUCAUAACUACAAAGAUCGUGAGUCUCAUGGACCCGAGUUCUGCAAGCACAUGCGUCGUAUUAAUCUCCUGACUGGAGCCAAUGUCACAAUCUAUCACAAUUUUUAUGAUGAGAUUAAUUUGUACCGCCAGCACUGGUGGCGGUGCAAUGGCCCCUGCCAAAACAGAGCACCUUACUUUGGAUAUGUGAAGCGCUCAAUGAACAGAGCACCCUCUGCACAUGACUUCUGGUGGGAUGAACAUCAAAGGACGUGUGGGGGCACGUUCACAAAAGUGAAAGAGCCAGAGAAAUUCUCAGAGAAGUCCAAGCAGAAAACUCAGACAGCAAAACCUCCACAUUUCAAGUCAACUAAUGAAGGCAAGACACAAAUGCAUGGUAAUUGCAAAGACCUGACUCCUUUUAGUGGAACGGGAUAUCGGCUUGGAGGAGGAGGCGGUGUACUUUCAGAGAAAAACACAAAUGCCAGCAGCUCCACUGCAAACAGUGAAGCACAUGGCUCACUGCAUCAUUCAGCAGUAAGGACACCACCAAUCCCUAAAAAUGAGAUAAAACUGGAAAAAUUACCCCAUGGCAGUAUCUUUCCGCUUCAUACCAAAGGUGCCGCUGAGAAGAGCAGCUUAGCUUUAAAGAGUGAGUUUCCAAAACUCUCUGCUGCUCACCCAGAAGAUGAUGAGAACGACUGUGGAUUGCCUGCUAGGAUGGCUCGUGUUGCUGAAGAAACAUCAAGCCAAGGCUCACCAGUUGGCAAGAGGGCUAUGCCAUCUUCUAACUGGUCACCAAAACGAAUUUGUUUGGAGCAGACCCCAAGAGCUCAGGGUGCAUCUGAGAAAAAAAGCUUAGAAUGUGUUAAUACACUGCAGCAAUGGCCAAAAAAGGAAGACAAAACGGCCUUUGAAAAGUAUUUCAACAAAAAGGGGGCUACUGAUGUCACUACAACUACAAAAAACAGAGUUGAACUUUCACAGUCCUCUGCAAGUCCUAGCAAUCCUGUGAGGCAGGAGAGAAGAGUCACUUGUCCUGUCUGUGAGACUGAUGUUUUGGAAUCUAAAAUAAAUGAACAUCUUGAUUCUUGUCUUUCGUAGAACAGCAGAAAGUUUCUUAAAAAGAUAAACCAGGGCUGGAAACAUCGUUUGAAAGGUAGUUUUUGCUCAGGGUUUGCUUAGCUGUGGUUAAACUCCGUGUACCUGCUCUGAAGUGGAAUUUAAAAUGUAGCUGACCUCCAUAUCCUCACAUUGGUAAGUAAAAAUUGUGUGGAAUGCUGCUAGGAAUACUGGUAAAGACUGUUCCUAGGCAUGUCGUAAAAGCUUUCAUGAUUUUCCAGUUAAACUUUCUUCAAGUGCUAUACAGGACAAAUGAUGAUUAAAGUGACAUUACCUGCCAGUCUUUGUUUUGCUUCCUCUGGAAGGCAGCCACGUUCGUGGUUAGCAGGCCGGUCAGUUGAGCACUAAAGCCAUUGUGCCAUGAAAAGUUAUGAGUGCCAGGCACAUGUGAGCUUCCUGAAAUGUUCUCUUGUUGCACUAAGGUACUUAAUGGGUUAAGCAUUAAACAGUGUGAUUCCUUACAAUAAGUAAAACUGAUUGUAUAUUUGCUUAAACAUAAAAAUAGUUUUAUAUAAAUAACUAUUAAGCAAUAUUGUUUUAUAUCUUGUUACUGGAAUUUUAAAUGGCUAUACAUGUUUACAGUAUUACUGCUGUUCCCUUAACUAAUUUUAAAUGCUUUAUAUCUUUAAAAAUGUUGACACUAAGUUUUAAAAAUAUUGCCACUAAGUUAAAUGUAAAUUGCUUUGUUCUUGCAUACUCUGAAUAAAUUGUUACUGAAGUUUAAA
Messenger RNA from Taeniopygia guttata (zebra finch), 2317 nucleotides. It is a transcript of the gene SPRTN, whose product is annotated as SprT-like N-terminal domain. Gene Ontology annotation, molecular function: single-stranded DNA binding; metalloendopeptidase activity; polyubiquitin modification-dependent protein binding. Gene Ontology annotation, cellular component: nucleus. The record is from RefSeq and is a predicted model, not a curated record. NCBI's taxonomy places the organism in Eukaryota, Metazoa, Chordata, Aves, Passeriformes, Estrildidae. Gene Ontology annotation, biological process: DNA repair.